Molecule: messenger RNA, 1229 nt
Organism: Dreissena polymorpha
Lineage: Eukaryota; Metazoa; Mollusca; Bivalvia; Myida; Dreissenidae
Exons: 3
Coding region: 113-634 (173 amino acids)
Source: RefSeq, a predicted model, not a curated record
CUAAUAUUUGUAUUGCACUGGAAAGACAACGUAUUCAGUUUUAUUUAGUAAUGUCAUUUCGAAAGCCUCAGCUGAUAAUCAUUUUACACUGCAAAGAAAUUGAGCAUUUUUAAUGCUCUGCCGACUUUGUAAACUUGAAUGGACCGUCUCAGCAAUCUACUUGGAUAGAGACUUUGGGCUUAAUUGCUCAAAUAUGACUUUUCAGCAUGGAAACGAAGCGUUGCUGAUGAAGUCAAAGACCCAAAUGUGGCGGUGUAUACAUAAUAUUCAGGUCCAGCGUUCCAAGACGGACAUAGAAGCUCUCCGAAAGUCGUGGAAGGAGGUGAAGCAUGCACAGUUGAUGGACGCCAGGGAGCGCGAGGAGGAGCGCCGUUGGGACCAGGAGUUCCACCGACGCAAACAGGACCUUCAGGGGCAGCAGGCGAUGUCGUCACAACGCAGACUCCGCAAUACCACAAAGCUGGCCGACCUUUCCGCCAGAUGGCGUUCACUGGAGCGCAAGCGCCUUGAGAAGAGCGAGUUUUACAUGGAACGCUUGAAAACCAGUCUGAGUUUCGCUGCCAGUCGCCAAGAGUCAAUGUCGUCCGGUUCCCCGGCAUUUUCAUUCGCGAGAUCUGAACAUGUAAAAAGAUGAUCUUGUGAUGUAGUUAUUCUUAAAACUAUUUUUUUUUUACUUGUUGGAGCGCGAUGUGAUUAAGAUUGUGUGACCGUCUUCUGUCCGUCAUAGGUCGUUGAGAAUCGUUAGUCCACAAUAACUUGAUCUUUAGUGCAUAAGAGACAGUUUUUCUUGCUGUUUGCACAGGUGGUUAGCCUGUGGCUAUGAUAAUAAUUAGUAAAAACAUCAUUUUGAAUGAAAAAUAAUAAAAAUUAUAACGAAAAAUCAACCUCACUGAAAUAAUAAUCCCCAUAAAGUAUAUAUAUAACAAGUUAUUCAACUCAGAAUGAUCGGAAAACAUGGUGCAUCGCUUCGAACAUCCAUAACUUCAUCAAUUGUGCAGCGAUUUCCAGGAACUAGGUCUUAUUCGGUCACAUCAAUGAACUUGUUUAUAAAAAGUUCUACAAAAAAAAUAAAAUGAUAAGUAAAAGAAAUAACUGCUUAAAUUCUGUAACUUAUCAGAUCAUAAUGAUCUCCAUCUUUUGAUAUCCUAAUUGCGUUGAUUAUUGAUAGAAAUCGUUGAAUGUUUAUUGAUGUGUUGUGUGUAUCACAUUAUAUCACUCUUUUUGGUUAC